UCCGCUCUGACUGAGUCUCCUCUGCUUUGGCUUCACUCUGUGAUGAGAAGAUGAGCGGCGGCGUCCGGCGGCUGUCAGCGGAAAAUGGAGGAGGGGACGGAACCGGAACCAGAACCAGAACCAGGGGGACUCAGGAACCGCUUCUCUGCCCCUCAGAACCGCCCAGACACCAGCAGGAGAGCAGCAUCGCGGUCGUUCUUCCACAGAGUCUUCAGAAGCAGACGCUGACACCCAACGUCACCCGUCCUGCAGGAGGAGCCGCUGACGUCAUCAAGGUCUUUCUGGGGUCGCGCCUCAGGAGGCCCGAGAGCGUCAGAAUGCUGUCAGAUGAGGAGUCGGAGGUUCAGGAGGUGAGAUACUGUCUGAAGACUCUGAGGGAGCAGAUGGCAGCCAGACAAAACAACAACAACAACAACAACAACAACAACAACAACAAGGUUCCAGCUGGCGGCCUCAGAGUGAUGCCUGAUGGCGUCCCGCCUGUUUCCGCUGACGCUGCGGUCUCUGAUGCUCAUGUUGGGGAUGACGAGCAGGAGAGCGGGAAGCUCAAGGAGGUCAGCGGACGCCUCUACGGCCGGCUGAAGGAGGUGGAGAAGCAGCAUCAGGAGGAGACGGACAGACUGCAGGCGGAGUCCAACCAGCUCCGGGCUCUUCUGGCUGAACGGACAGAGCGGCUGCGGAAAGCGGAGCAGGAGUCCAAGCAGAAGGAGCAGCAGGUGGAGGAGCUGCAGAGGCUGCUGCAGAGCAUGGCGGAGGAGAGCAGCCACCUCAAAGACAGGGUGGCUGAGAAGGAGGCGGAGCUGCUGAAGCUGAAAGCAAACGAGGAGGAGGAGCAGAGGCGUGCAGAGGAGGCGUCUGUCCUGAAGGAGAAGAAUCGUCUCCUCGAUGACAUGCUGAAGAGUCAUCAGAGGAAGGUUCGCAACAUGAUUGAACAGGUGCAGAACUCAAAGACGAUGCUGCAGGACAGAGAUCGGGUCAUCCGGGAUCUGGAGGAGAGGGUGGCGUUCCUGGACGCCGAGAACCGAGAACUUCAUGAUCACAUGGACUUCUUCCUGAACGGACAGCAGCCUCCUCCUCCUCCUCCCGCUGAGAACAAGCCAGAGGUCGUCUACAGCAAACCCCUGACACCGACCACACAGACCAGCAAACCUCUGCCCUUCAUCAAAGUGGUUGAGAUCCGGUCCUGACUGGAGCAGCGGCCGCAGAGAUGACCCCUGUAAAUAUGUAUUUAUCCGCCCGCAGUCCUGCUUCAGCAGAGCUGCAGGCGGUCGCCUGAAUCCAGAACAGCAGGAAGUCCUGAAGAGGACGCAUGGCGAUGAAGACGCUGUCAUUGUGCGGCUGGAACUCUGGCAGACUCUUCCAGCCUUCAGACUCUGAAUCGGUUCUGCAAGAACCCCGACAGUUCUGGUUCUGCAGGCCAGGAAUGAAAAUGAUGGACACUUCCAGGACAACGGCUCACAGUGUUUCCCAGAAAGGAUGAACGGCGUUUUUUCCUGCAUGGAAACAUCGAUGUUCUUAGAUGUUUCUCUCAGUUGAGCAGAAUCUGCAGAAUUAUUGCCUCCUAAAGGUUUUACACCCGAGAGCUGCAGCAGGACGCGUCUGAACGCCAUAAAGUUGGAUUCUGCGCAGUUCUGGUUCCCUCUCCUGGUUCUCUGUAGGGAUUGGUUAAUCUAUGAGCAAUGAAGGUCAUGACAUUUAAUUAUUUAUCAAAAACUGAGUACGUUCUAAUAUAAAUAUAUUUAACACAUCA
Oryzias latipes (Japanese medaka) is the source of this 1750-nucleotide messenger RNA. RefSeq names its product tuftelin 1b (gene tuft1b). NCBI's taxonomy places the organism in Eukaryota, Metazoa, Chordata, Actinopteri, Beloniformes, Adrianichthyidae. The record is from RefSeq and is a predicted model, not a curated record. Gene Ontology annotation, biological process: intracellular signal transduction. Gene Ontology annotation, cellular component: intracellular anatomical structure.